AGGAGAUCAUCAAGGUGAUCACUGAGCAGUAUGUUCCUGUCGACAACACUUGUGUUUUCGAUGGUAUCAAGAGCAAGAGCACCGUGUUCAGGGUCUAAGAAAGUAGCCAAUUGUUUCCGUAUAUGGCUCCAUAAAGGUUCUCGGGUUUGCAAUCAACAAACAAUGAGCUAUGGCAAAGUUGUCGUUUCAGAGAUUGGCGACUUCGCAUUGGAUUUUAUGGAGAUAAGGCUACAUCCUUACUUACAGUUGCAACGAAUGCAGUCGACAUUGGAUAUGAGUAUGGCACAGGGGAUUGGCAGAAGAAGAGUCGAAUUUGCCUGCAGCCAACACUGAAACAACGUGAUUGCCUGGUGUUGGGUAGAUUGAUAGUCGACAAUUCAAUUCGAAGAACAGACCGAAUAGCCACGAAGAUCAAAUCGGUAUUACUAUCAAA
Molecule: messenger RNA, 433 nt
Organism: Bipolaris maydis ATCC 48331
Lineage: Eukaryota; Fungi; Ascomycota; Dothideomycetes; Pleosporales; Pleosporaceae
Source: RefSeq, a predicted model, not a curated record